AUGGACUCUAACCUGCUGACCUCCAUCCCCCUGGGGCCCACCAAGCCCUGGUCUUGGGAUCAGCAGAAUCCUGCAAACCUAGAACUUCCUUCUGUCAACCAUGAUGCCUCAGCGGUGCUUGCAGAGGCCCCUGAGAAAACGGAACCUUCUCCAAACCCUCAGACAGCUAUAGUUCAGCUUCCAACCCAACAAGAAGCCUCAACUCAGUCUGUUCAGGCUCAGUGGCCAACCAUUCCACCUGUGGACCUGGGACUCACCAUCACUCCUGAACACACUUUGGGGGCUGCUGCAACAGCCCUGAAGCAGACUGCAGCUCCUCCACUGAAACCUGCGGUGACACUUCCACCGCCAGAGACUGUUCAGGCGCUUCAGCCAAACUUUCCACCUGUGGACCUGGAGCUCACCAUCACUCCAGAGUCUACACUGGCGAUUGGUGCUACAGCCCUGCAACAGACUACAGCUCCUGCAAAGCACCCUGAGGUGACACUUCAACAUCCAGAACUUGUUCAGGUUCAGCAGCCGACCUUUCCUGAAGUCACAGCCACAGGUCUAUCGUUUGACCUGGAAGCUACAAUAACUCAGCCACCAGAGUCAUCAGAGACAGUUCCUCCAAUGACUGAACAGAGUGCCACCAUGAACAUUUGUGAGAUCUGUUCCUGCAGUAAUGGGACACUGUCAUGUAUUGGUUUUGGCUCAAAGCAGAGGCUCACCAGAGUGCCAGUACCAGAGCCCAGCACCUAUAAUGGCACCUUCACCGUCUUAAACUUACAAGGAAACGCUAUUUCUUACAUUGGUAAAGAUACAUGGAAGCCAUACCAUUUGGUUGAGAAACUAAAUCUCAGUGGCAAUAAUCUGAAAGAAUUACGUAAAGAUUCAUUUGAAGGCCUCGAUUCCCUGCAGUAUUUGGACUUGUCCGGCAAUAAGAUAAAAUUCAUUGAAAAGAAUGCAUUUGAUUCAUUACCUCUUUUGCAAUAUAUAAAUCUUGGGUGCAAUUUAAUCACAAAAGUGAACUUUGGAACAUUUCAGACCUGGCAUGGAAUGCAGCUAUUACACAAGUUAAUUGUACAUGAAAAUCCUCUGAUGAUGGUUCAAGAUCCUUAUCUUUUUAAUUUGCCAGCGUUGAAAUAUUUAGACAUGGGAACAACACAAGUGACGUUUACAACACUUGAUAACAUUCUCAUGACAGCUCCUGAGUUAGAGAAACUUAUCUUACCUAACCGUUUGGCCUGCUGCCUCUGCCAAUUUAAAAAUAAUAUAGAGGCUGUUGCCAAGACGGUCAAACUGCAUUGUGAGACCGAAUGUGUGACCAACACACCGUGUGAUGAAGAGCUCCUAUUAGAAGGACCUCUCAUCAAAGUAUUACAAGGCCGGCAGAACAUCAGCACUGAGCUGACCAUUGAGCCAGAGAGGGCAUCCUCAAACAAAAAGAGCGACACUUCCUCAUCCCUUAUGAGCCUUCUGAUGAGACUGCUCACCGAGCAGGAGGAAGUAAAGAUAUCCAACGCAGAGUGGGAUGCGGAACAAUGGAAAGAUGAGAGGAUGCAAGCCCCCCAGAAGCAGGAAGAGAAGGCAUCCAAUGAGCUCAGGCAAGAAGUGCUAAGAUAUAAGAACGACAUCAUCACUGCAGCAGCUAUGAUUCCAGUAACAACGUUUUAUUCUGUAGUUUUCUGUCUCAUUGUGAUUUUUCGGAGGAAGAUACAGAAAAGAGGAAGCUCAAGGAAGCGGAGUAAAUCCUCCCCUGCUGCGGACACAGAUGGGGAAAGUUCUCCCUAA
Molecule: messenger RNA, 1773 nt
Organism: Myotis daubentonii (Daubenton's bat)
Lineage: Eukaryota; Metazoa; Chordata; Mammalia; Chiroptera; Vespertilionidae
Product: leucine-rich repeat-containing protein 37B-like
Exons: 13
Coding region: 1-1773 (590 amino acids)
Molecular function (GO): protein binding
Source: RefSeq, a predicted model, not a curated record